Periophthalmus magnuspinnatus is the source of this 852-nucleotide messenger RNA. RefSeq names its product CARD- and ANK-containing Inflammasome Adaptor Protein (gene caiap). Lineage: Eukaryota; Metazoa; Chordata; Actinopteri; Gobiiformes; Gobiidae. The record is from RefSeq and is a predicted model, not a curated record. Gene Ontology annotation, molecular function: protein binding.
AUGCUUUUUGAGUCUUAUCAGAGAAACAAGCCAAUCCAGAGGCUACACUCUGACCAUUUGUCAGUCUUGCAUGUGGCAGCAACAUUACCUAACCCUGACAUUGUUGAAUGUUUGCUAGCUGCUGGAGCUCAGAUUAUUUCAACAGCCCAGGAUGGAGUCACACCAUUGCAUGUAGCCAGCCAACAUGGAAAUGAAGAGAUAGUAGCAUGUCUUUUAAAAAAAAAGGCUAAAAUUGAGGCAGAGGACAAGCUCCGAAGAACUGCUCUGUCUAUAGCUCCAGAAGAGAGCAACAUAGUGAAUGUUUUGCUAUCAUUUAAGAACAAAUUCUUGAAUGUAAAUGCUCUUGACAGUGACAAGCAAAGUGCCUUACAUCUCGCCGCAAUGAAGGGAAAACUUCAAAAUGUGACUUCGUUGUUGUCCCAAGCCAAUGUAGGAGCUAACGAUAAGAACAGAUGUACACCUACGCACUACACUGCAGCUGGAGGUCAUGUCAGCAUAGUCUCAGCUCUCUUACAAUCUAAGAAAUGCAUAGAUGAGAGGAAUACAAGGAAGAAAACACCAAUAUAUGUUGCAGCGGAAAAAGGCCAUGACAAUGUGAUUACCCUACUUCUAGAGGCUGGUGCAAAGAUCAACUCCACAGACCAAAACAAAGACAACUGUGCAGUCCGUGGUGAGCAUCAGGAAGUAGUGAAGAAACUGGUGGACUGGGGACAGGGCAGCAGUCAAAUGAAGAAAGCAAAUCUCCAGGCAAGUGUGGGAUUGACAGCUCUGCAGCUGGUACAGAAUGGAGGCACACCAGAGCAGGAGAACUUCACAACUUUACUGAAGAGAAAGAUGCUAUUAGUCAAGUAG